Messenger RNA from Chenopodium quinoa (quinoa), 875 nucleotides. Its product is annotated as 40S ribosomal protein S19-1. Gene Ontology annotation, biological process: ribosomal small subunit assembly; translation. The transcript is spliced from 4 exons. The record is from RefSeq and is a predicted model, not a curated record. Gene Ontology annotation, cellular component: cytosolic small ribosomal subunit; ribosome. Gene Ontology annotation, molecular function: structural constituent of ribosome; RNA binding. The coding region runs from base 143 to 574 and encodes 143 amino acids. NCBI's taxonomy places the organism in Eukaryota, Viridiplantae, Streptophyta, Magnoliopsida, Caryophyllales, Amaranthaceae.
ACAACCAAAACCCUAAAAUCAUCUCCUUUGCCAACAAAACUCGCUCCUUCAUUUCGUCUGCAGCAGCCGCUCGUUUUCCUGGGUGAGGAGAGAGAGAGAGUAAGAGAGAGAGUGAAGAAGAAGAAGAACAACAACAUCAACAAUGGAGGCUGGGAAAACUGUGAAGGAUGUUUCUCCUCAUGAUUUCGUCAAAGCUUAUGCUGCUCAUCUUAAGCGCUCUGGAAAGAUGGAGUUGCCUCACUGGACUGACAUUGUCAAGACUGGAAAGCUCAAGGAACUCGCACCGUAUGACCCUGACUGGUAUUACAUUAGAGCUGCCUCAAUGGCAAGGAAAAUUUACUUGAGGGGUGGACUUGGAGUUGGUGGCUUUAGGAGGAUUUAUGGAGGAAGCAAGAGAAAUGGUAGCCGCCCUCCCCAUUUCUGCAAGAGCAGUGGAUCUGUUGCCCGUCACAUUUUGCAGCAAUUGGAGCAAGUGAACAUUGUUGAAAUUGACCCCAAAGGAGGAAGGAAAAUCACAUCAAGUGGCCAGCGUGAUCUUGAUCAAGUGGCUGGCAGAAUUGGUGUCGAGGUGUAGGAAAGCUGUUCUGCGAUCCGACAAAUGCAUCAAUCAUUUCGGAAUCUUUUUAUUACUUUCCAGUCAAAUGGAAAUUAGGUGUAGAGGGACGUAAAUCAGAUUUCUACCUUUGCCUAUGUUUAUUAGUUUUGUGAUGCUGUGCUAGUUGUCUGAGUCAAUUUUGCUAUGAAGGUCGAAAGACACAGGGUUAUUUUUUAGAAAUAUAUCAACUUAAAUUUUGGCUUUGUGUCUUGUGUUCAUGCUACUUUUGUGACAACCAUCUUCAUUACUAACAAUGACAUGUUUGCAUAUCUAUUCCGUA